AUGGCCGUGCCGUCUUUCCCAGCCAGCCCACCGGCACUCCCGCCCGGAAAAGACAAGCACCACAUCGUGGUCCUUGAAGGAAUUCACGCGAAGAUGCCGUCCUUCGACUUCCCGCACACGAUCGACGUAUGGCCGCUCACACAGCCGUCCGAAGUCGCCGAACGCAUCAAAGACGCAACAAUAGUCAUCGCGUGCGUCACGCCCGUGACGCCGAAGGAGAUGGAUGCGGCGCCGCAUCUCGGCAUUUUGGCCGUCAUGGCCGUGGGCAUCAGCUGGGUCGACAAAGAAGAUUGCGCGAAGCGUGGCGUCACGGUGACCAAGUGUCCCGCAGGAAAUGUCGAUGCCGUGGGCGAGCAUUUCCUGGCCUUGUACUUUGACUCCCGCAAGCGGAUCGUGCAGGUGCAUAAUGCCGUGACGGGGAGUAGUGAGUGGGUUGAUAAGGGUACACUCACGAAAUUCUGGCCUUCGGGCCCGCCAUUGGGUUGUAGCCAGGAGACGCUGGCGGUCCUGGGGUAUGGGACGCUCGGAACGCGGAUCGCUAAGUUGGCCAAGGCUGUUGGAUUCAAGGAGGUCUUGAUCAGCGAGCGCAAGAAUGGUACUGGUGUCCGAGAGGGGCGUGUGAGUUUUGACGAAGCGUUGGAACGCGCGACAGUCAUCUGUGUCAGUCUGCCCAAGGACCACGAUACGGUUGAUCUCAUCUCGGAAAAAGAGUUACGACAGAUGAGGCCCGAUGCAUUGAUCAUCAAUGUUGCGCGUGGUGGGAUUGUGAAUGAAGCGGCAUUGGCUCGGGCUCUGAGAGAAGGUUGGAUUUCUGGUGCCGCCACUGAUGUGCUAGAAACGGAGCCGGGUGGUCCUGGCACGAGUCCGUUGCUUCCAGAUCUCACUAAGGGCGAGCCCGAGGUGCCCCAUCUCACUGUCACCAGCCAUAUCGCUUGGUUCUCUCAAAGCACGAUUGUGAACUAUCAGAGGCUGCUGAAGGAGGGGGUAGAGGGCUGGGCAGCGGGGACAUUGCAGAAGAGUGAAAAUGAAGCUCAUGUCGCGGUCGUGGUGCAUAAUGGUAAGAUCUGGAAUUGA
Molecule: messenger RNA, 1074 nt
Organism: Exophiala bonariae
Lineage: Eukaryota; Fungi; Ascomycota; Eurotiomycetes; Chaetothyriales; Herpotrichiellaceae
Exons: 1
Coding region: 1-1074 (357 amino acids)
Molecular function (GO): oxidoreductase activity, acting on the CH-OH group of donors, NAD or NADP as acceptor; NAD binding
Source: RefSeq, a predicted model, not a curated record